Carlito syrichta (Philippine tarsier) is the source of this 6174-nucleotide messenger RNA. It is a transcript of the gene DLG2, whose product is annotated as discs large MAGUK scaffold protein 2. Gene Ontology annotation, biological process: chemical synaptic transmission. Lineage: Eukaryota; Metazoa; Chordata; Mammalia; Primates; Tarsiidae. The transcript has 12 exons. The record is from RefSeq and is a predicted model, not a curated record. Gene Ontology annotation, molecular function: protein binding. Bases 313 to 1413 code for a protein of 366 amino acids. Gene Ontology annotation, cellular component: neuron projection; neuromuscular junction; postsynaptic density membrane.
AUAUUUAUCAGGAUGAGUUACAAGGAAAUAUAUGUAACCGGCGAGCGAGGAUGCUGCACGGUCACCCCCUGCGAUGUAAAAUAUGAGAGUCUAGGAGAGGCUGUUUUAUAAUUCAUCAGGUUCUGCUAGUGAGUUCUGUUGGAGUCUUAGUUAUAAAGGCAAGUGUGAACCGGACAGCAGACGGGAAAACCUGGCACCAAGGAGACGAAGAAGCUGCCUUUGGUGCCUCCUGCCUCCUCCCUGCUUUGUUCCAAUAAUUUUGUGCUCGAUUACGCUCGAUUUGAGGCCAAAAUCCAUGACCUACGAGAGCAGAUGAUGAACCACAGCAUGAGCUCCGGGUCCGGGUCCCUGCGAACCAAUCAGAAACGCUCCCUGUAUGUCAGAGCCAUGUUUGACUAUGACAAGAGCAAGGACAGCGGGCUGCCAAGUCAAGGACUUAGUUUUAAAUAUGGCGAUAUUCUCCAUGUCAUCAAUGCCUCUGACGAUGAGUGGUGGCAGGCCAGGAGAGUCACGCUGGAGGGAGACAGUGAAGAGAUGGGGGUCAUCCCCAGCAAACGGAGGGUGGAAAGAAAGGAGCGUGCUCGAUUGAAGACAGUGAAGUUUAAUGCCAAACCUGGAGUGAUUGAUUCAAAAGGGUCAUUCAAUGACAAGCGUAAAAAGAGCUUCAUCUUUUCACGAAAAUUCCCAUUCUACAAGAACAAGGAGCAGAGUGAGCAGGAAACCAGUGACCCUGAACAACAUGUUUCUUCUAAUGCCAGCGAUAGCGAAAGUAGCUACCGAGGACAAGAAGACUUCAUUCUUUCUUAUGAGCCUGUCACAAGGCAGGAAAUAAACUAUACCCGACCAGUGAUUAUCCUGGGCCCUAUGAAGGAUCGGAUCAAUGAUGACUUAAUAUCUGAAUUCCCUGAUAAAUUUGGCUCCUGUGUACCUCAUACUACGAGGCCAAAGCGUGACUACGAGGUGGAUGGCAGAGACUAUCACUUUGUCAUUUCCAGAGAACAAAUGGAGAAAGAUAUCCAAGAGCACAAGUUUAUAGAAGCCGGCCAGUACAAUGACAAUUUAUAUGGAACCAGUGUGCAGUCUGUGAGAUUUGUAGCAGAAAGAGGCAAGCACUGUAUACUUGAUGUAUCAGGAAAUGCUAUCAAGCGGUUACAAGUUGCCCAGCUCUAUCCCAUUGCCAUCUUCAUUAAGCCCAAGUCUCUGGAACCUCUGAUGGAGAUGAAUAAGCGUCUAACAGAGGAACAAGCGAAGAAAACCUAUGAUAGAGCAAUUAAGCUAGAACAAGAAUUUGGGGAAUAUUUUACAGCUAUUGUCCAAGGAGAUACCUUAGAAGAUAUAUACAACCAAUGCAAGAUUGUUAUUGAAGAGCAAUCUGGGCCUUUCAUCUGGAUUCCCUCAAAGGAAAAGUUAUAAAUUAGCUACUGCGCCUCUGACAACAACAGAAGAACAUUUAGAAGAACAAAAUAUAUAUAAUAUACUACUUGGAGGCUUUUAUGUUUUUGUUGCAUUUAUGUUUUUGCAGUCAAUGUGAAUUCUUAUGAAUGUACAACACAAACUGUAUGAAGCCAUGAAGGAAACGGAGGGGCCAAAGGGUGGGACAGAAAAGACAUUGCAGUAUGCAGGAAGGCUUUGGUUUGCUCAAAGUGACAGGUGUAGGGAUGAGCCUCUGAUGGGCUUUCUGCCCAAGAGAAGGAAGCCUCCUCACCCCAGCAGAUGUCCAGAGCUGAUUUAGCUGCUGAGCUCUCUGUGUUUUUUGCUUUAAAGAAAAGUUGCCAGCACUCGAACCUCACCAACCUUCCCAUUACCCACAUCUGUAAUUGAUACACUCUGAAUUUUAUAACUAUGCACAUCCUUUGAUUUCUUAACAAGCAAAUGGAAGGAAGAAGGAAAAAAGAAAGGAGUCCCUUUGGAGACGGCAUACUAUCAGGGAAGGAUAAGUGUGUAGUUUUUUGACUGGCAACUGCAGAGACAAGCAUUUUGUAAAAUUCACAAGUGAUGAAGGACUAACCUUACUGAGAGGAGGGGAUUCCACCUGAAAUUAGCUUUAUGAUUGUUGAUUGUCUAUUUUGCCAUUUAUAAACUGAAAGAAGGCACUAAAAAUGAGAAUAAUUUAUACAAUAAAAAUAUAUUAAAUGUAUAGAAAUGAAUUUCUAUAGGUUAAAAAAGUUUUGUGAAAUAUUUUGUAAAGACUAAUUAACUGAAAGACUAAACAUAUGCACUAUCAGCAGAUGAUCAAAUUCAAGAACUGAAAGUUGCACUCUCCCUUUUGUUGCCAAUGACCCCUUACGAGCAUCUGAGUUUCUUCGAAGUCUGACAAAGACUUUUUCCUCACUUUCCUCCCAUGAUCUUCCUUCCACAUUAGCGAUACACUCUCAUGGAGCACAUCCCUUGAUGAGUUGACCUCACGGAUAUUUUUGGAACGCAUUUGGUGAAUGCAUUUUUAAGCCAUUGGCUUUUCAGAGACAAACUCAUGCAAAUGAUCUAAAGGGAAGUUUUUGCUUUUUUCUAGUUAAAUAACCUGAGCCUGCCAUGCAAAUAGUUGAAUAACUUUGUUCCUAGUUACUUACAUACAACAUGUAAAGGACCAUUUAGUAUUUUGGCCAACCACGAAUAAUUAGAAUUAUUGUGUUUUUUGUUUCACAGAGUAUCUGAGAGUUUUAUAACAGCCAGAGAUGGUAUUAGAGCCAUGGGGAGAUCUGUCCCAAGAUGCACUAUUUCUUUGAGGAAGAGAGAGAAGUGAAGUAUCUAGUUGGGGGUGAGGGGUGCAGACUUUUUUGUUUCUAUGUACAGGGCAAAGAGAAUGAGCCACAAGGAAAGACAAUGACUUUGAGCUCAACCAAUUGAACUGCCUUUCUUGGGGCUGCAUCUGGACCAAGUUUAUUUUUUAACAAUUAUAAUAAUGGUGAUUUUUUUAAAAACUCCCAAAGCCUAUAAACUGAACCAGAAGAGUAAGUUUCCCACUUUAGAGCUGAUAGUGACAUCAGCAUCACUUUUGCCCACGGUGUUUAGAGAGAGACUUUUCCAUGAUCUCAGUAACCACUCUACUCUGGGUUAUCUGCUUGCCCAAACUAAGCCCCAUCGCCUUAUUUCUGGGGUACAUCCAGACCUGGCAGGGAUUCUGCCACACUGUGCAGCAAACCAGCAUGUAGGCUGGAGUGGGAGAGCAAGAGAUAGAGCCAUCAGAGUGAUGGGGCUUCUUCACAAUAAGAACAUCGGGGCUCAGAAUGAGCGUCUCUUUCCAAAAACAAGCGUUGUUCAUCUUACACUAAUUAUCAUUGUCUGCUUGGCUGCAGUCACCAAAACCAACACAAAAAUGCAAAAUUAUGCAUCUUCCUAUAGUCUUGAGGCUGCCUUUACCAAUAGAAGGGCUAGCAAUGCAUUUUCCCUCUGACAAAAGUUAAAUUUCUGGAGACUUCCUUAGAGUUAAAGAUGUGUCCAUGUCUGCAAUUUGCCAGUUUCGGGUCAAGGCCUACUUUCAUCAAUAUUGCUCCCAGAAGUUUUCCACCACCAGAAUGCCAUUCCUGAUCCCAGCUCUAUUUUUAGGCCACCAUGGUAACUUCUUUGGUUUCUCAACUGAGCAUGCAAUCAUUUAUUUAAAGGACUGUCAUUAAUGAGUAGAUGUUUCCGCGGGUCGUGUGAUGUGCUUUCCAUUUAAUAGUAUUGCUGUGGCUGAGUACAAUCAAACUGAACCACCAAUCCUUGGUUUUGUAGUAUUAUAAUUAUUUAUUUUCCUAGUGUAGAUGCUUUCAGAUUAGAAUUGGCAUUUGCACUGAUUUUUUAUGUAGAUUUAUAUAAAUAUAAUACAUAUAUAUUUGCUUGAAAUAUCACCAAGCCAAAUGGUGAGAGGGUCUUUUCCUAUAGAAUUUACACCUCCAUUUUUUGUGUUGUCUCACGCUUCCUAAUGUUGAGGUCUCUAAGGCUCCAAUGAACUGGUGUAUUUUGUAGCAAAUCUGAUGACCUGUAUGGAAGUGGCAUGAAAGUUACCCAGAUUACAUCUGGUGCAAAUGCACUCGGAGCCUGGGGCCAGACUGGUGCUAACACUGCAAACUUUGUCCAGAGCUCUCUCCAAUCUGAAGGCUUGCUGGGGGCACAAUGUCACCUUCACAUGCUGGGCCCUUUCAGAAAAGUGCCAGAUCGUGUCACUGGUGCUAUUUUUCAUGCUCUGGUACAAUGUGUAGCACCACGGGGGUCUCAGCUUUACCAAAAUCAAAAUCCCCUUUGUCAGCUAAUUGCAGGGGCAUUUGUUUUUUGCUCUCCUCCCACAGGAUUUGUUGGCCAUUUAACUGCAGGCCAUUUCUCCCAGCCCCCAACUCUUGGGUUGGCUCUGUCUGCUCAGAAAGCCUGUCUUCAUGAAGCCGCACUCAGGUGCCUCUGUGAGCUGUCUUAAAUCCUACUGCCAGCCCUUCAGGACUACGAGCCAGCGAAGAACUCUCCAAUGUCUGGCUCAUGACUCUGUUGUUUUUCUCCUCAUUCUUUUCCUCUGCUCUCCUCCUCCUUUUGUUGCUAUCUCAUUCCAUCUUUCUUUCUUUUCUUUUUUUUGAUCCUCUCCUUUUAUUCUUCCUUCUCACCAUCUCUGAGUUGUUACUUUUCUCCCAUAAUACUUCCCAAUUGCCUUUCUCUUUGCCCAUCUCUCCUUUGGUCUCAGUCUCUGCUCUUCUUAUUCCCUUUUAGCCUCGCUUUCCCAUCCUUUCUCCUCUCCCCACAUCUCUGAUCAUCUCCUCCCCCACACCCCUACACUGAUUUGUCUGUCCUAUAAGGGCUCAUGGCUCAUUCAGACAGCAAGUCCAUGCACUGGACUAACGACACAAAUACUUGGGGUCUCCGUUCACCUACUCAGCCCAGAAAGCAAAGCUGAGCAUGGGGCCCUGGCCUGGAGCUAGCUCCAGCCGGCCCCAGGAGCCAGCCUGCACCGCUGCCCUGGCAGCGAUGAUGCAUGUGCUGUGGGCCCUGCCAGCACCUGGGUGCCUCUGCCGGAACGCUGCUCCUAUGUGAGCCCACUCCCAGCACCAUCCGUGGCUCUGAGGACACUUCUUUUCAAUAAAGGCAGACUCUAGCCCCAACAAUUAUUCUGACAGCAAAACUCUUCCCAUUGAAGCCAUGCCAUCGCCUUGGUUUGGAGAGAGACAUUUUUUCCCAUCCAUAAGCUUUUUUUUCCCCCAUUUUCAUGUGAAGCCCCUUCUGCUUUUCAGUUGGUGUUUGCUCUGGUGAGAUUGAGUGGGCUCGCUGGUGAAAUGACAUCUCUUCUUCCCUGUUUUGGUCCUGCCUAAAUUCCUACAAAUAUAUUUAAGCCAAGGAUGCAGGCUAGUUUCUAAGUUUAUCAUAUUGUCACUUGUAGCUGGAAAAAAGAUUGGUUCCCUUGAAGCAUGUGGAGUACCUCCUGUGGCAACUGAUUUGCCGGGGGACUCCCAAAAGAAUUCUGUGGACAUAACUUUACUAUGUGUAUGUAUAGUAUACAUGGUGUGCAUACCAUGUGUACACAUCUGACACUGGGUAUGAAUGACUGUGGCUGGAAACCCACACACACACUGCAGUCUGUAAAUAUCCUUCCUCGCUGAAACCUGUGCUUUGGAAAUCAUUUCUUGUACAGCUGUGCAGUUUCUUGUAGCAGCUGAGGACAAACCUAAGACAGGUGGACAAUUUAGACAAAGAUCAUCUAAAAGUACAGUAUCUCCCUAGCAAUUCACGAGGACAGACAACCAAGUGGCAAGGUUGACUCCCAAUGGGAUGGCAAACUUUUCUUCUCUCCUUUUUGAAUUUGUGUUUCCUAAGUGUGUCUUAACUUCCGAGUGCACCAGGCUGUACCCGUUAGAUCCUUUCAAUAUAACAAUUCUGUACUUCUCUCUGACAGGAUGUUUCUCCAUCAAGCUAUAGUGCAGGAUGGGAGGGAGGGGGGAUACUCCUUGCCUGGGCUGGACUUUACAGAGACACUGCACAGCUUACACUCCUGUUAAGUGUAAAUAUUCAACACUUCCAUUCCAUUUGUGUAAAAAAUAAAGCACACACGAUUAUAAAAUCAAGAUGUAUAUUUCAUACUCAGUGUGUCCGUGCAUAUUUAUUGCAUUUUCAGUUGUCAGCAGUGGCCCCGUUGUAAAAAUGCCUGAUAGAGUGUUUAUAAACAUGUCGUGGUUUUAUUAUGAGAUAUAAAUAUUAAAACAUUUUGUACUUUAUAGCAAA